AUGAAGAUUGAUUUAAUACCCAGAAUCACAGCUGAUAGUGGAUACUUCAUUAAAGUCAUUGUGGAAGAUCGUUUGUCUUCUGCACCUCCAUUUCUCAUAAAAAUUAAUUCACAGUCAACUGCUGGAGAACUAAAGAAACUGGUUUGUUUGAAGUAUAAUUUCCCUGUGCAAGUGCAACGAUUGAUUAUCUCACAAAAAAUUCCCAAAGACAGGGACGUAUUAUUCAAACAUGGUGUCAAGGAAGGAAGCACUGUAUACAUCUAUAUGGUGCCAGCUUACAAGUUGAACCUUGUCAAAGAACAGUUCCAGGAAGAACUUGCCCAGAUGCGUGUUUUUGUAGAUAGACCUUUACCAGAUGGAACUCUUCAGUCAAAGCCAUAUUUAUCAAUGGUCAACCUAGAUUUGUCACCCCUACCUGUUUCAGGUCCCAAAUCAGGGAUUGUUGCAGCUGGGUCAAGGCAGGUUUUCAGCUCGGGAACUGAGUCUGUAGGAGCUAGCCCUUUCCUGGCUCCAACUAAACCAGUGGAACAAGAAAAGAUUGGAUGGAGAUGCCCCUGUUGCACGUACAUCAAUCUGCCACACCGUCCAGGCUGUGAGAUGUGUGCAAGUAAUCGUCCCAGUGACUAUCAGAUUCCUGAGAAUUACGAGAUGAGCCCAAAAGAAAUUGAUUGGUGGAAGAUGGAAGAUGCUGCUCAUAAACAGCUUGAAGCAAAAAUGGAAAAAGACCGGGAACAAAAUCGGCAACUCUUAUUAGACACUGCCCAGUUGAGUCUUGUCCAUAACCCAGACGCCUUCUGUUGUCCAAUAUGCCUCGAUGAUAUAGCUGCAGGCGAAGGGGUUAUUUUGCAAGAAUGUUUACAUUCUUUCUGCAAAGAUUGUUUGGUGCAUUCAAUAUGUUUAAAUGAAUCAGGAGAUGCUCGAUGUCUUUAUCAAGAUGAUAAAUACCAGUGUAAUGCAAAGGUUCAAGAAAGUGUAAUCAAAGCGUUAGUUCCUGAUGAAGUCUAUCAGCGAUACUUGAAUAUUGGCUUGCGACUUGCAGAGUCUGCCAUUCCAAAUAGCUACCACUGCAAGACACCUAAUUGCCAAGGCUGGUGCAUCUAUGAGGAUGAUGUUAACUUUUUUGAAUGUCCUGUGUGCAAUCUGACAAAUUGUUUGACAUGCAAGGCCAUCCAUGAGGGCCUGAACUGUAAAGAGUUCCAGGCAGAACUUGAUAGAGCUUCUCUGAAUAACAGUGAAGCAAAACGUACAAAGAAAUUGCUCGAAGGGAUGUUGAAGACUGGAGAAGCUAUGAGGUGCCCCCGUUGUAAUGUCAUACUGAGCAAAAAAGAUGGCUGUGAUUGGCUGUGUUGUUCUAUCUGUAAACUUGAGAUAUGCUGGGCUACGAAAGGCCCACGUUGGGGACCUGCUGGUGCUGGUGACCUUAGUGGUGGAUGUAAAUGCAACGUUGAUCAAGUGAAAUGUCACCCUAAAUGCCUAAAUUGUCACUAA
Molecule: messenger RNA, 1488 nt
Organism: Acanthosepion pharaonis
Lineage: Eukaryota; Metazoa; Mollusca; Cephalopoda; Sepiida; Sepiidae
Source: the annotation of a GenBank genome assembly